Molecule: messenger RNA, 2343 nt
Organism: Aspergillus melleus
Lineage: Eukaryota; Fungi; Ascomycota; Eurotiomycetes; Eurotiales; Aspergillaceae
Exons: 2
Coding region: 176-2095 (639 amino acids)
Biological process (GO): protein secretion
Cellular component (GO): endoplasmic reticulum membrane
Molecular function (GO): guanyl-nucleotide exchange factor activity; GTPase activator activity; protein binding
Source: RefSeq, a predicted model, not a curated record
GGCCCUCCGUAGAUCACAUGCCCAGAGAAUCCCGCCGCGCAUCUUUCGCCAGUUGGUCUCUUUCCUUCUUUCUCCCUUCCUUUCUUGCACACGCUCUUUAUCAAUUCUGUCAUCCGUGAUCUCUCGCUCCUUCUUGUCCGUUCGCUGCCUGGACGGCUUCGACCGGUGCUUCACCAUGGCUCCCUCUGUUCCCUCGGCCAAAUUGACCCUAUCCUGUCCCCUCUUCGCUGCUGACUUCGACCCGCGCAACCCCGGCUUCCUUCUGGUUGCGGGCGGAGGAGGUGAGAGUCGUACGGGAGUGGGAAACAAAAUCACCCUGUUAAACACUUCCAAACGUCGUGAGAUCUCGGAGAUGGUCGACAUCGAGCUGUCGCGCGAGGAGGACUCCGUGACCUCGCUUGCCGCUGCACGUGCGAGCGAUGACUCCAUCAUUGCUUUGGCCGGAAUCAACAGUUCCAUGGCGGAGCAGAAACGGGACAACAAUCAGCACCUGAGGUCGUUCCAGAUCGAUUAUCCCCCGCGACGACAAUCAACCUCGGCCGGCGCAAACGAAAAGGAGACCAAAUCGAAAACCCCUUCCUCGUCCUCGGGCAAGACUACGGCAUUGUCUCGCGUGUCUCUUUUCAGAACCAAAGCUGGUAGCACGGGUACCUACCAACGAAUAACCCGCCUGUCGCCCUGGCAAGGUGCUGAAUCCCCGCGCGUUGGUGCCAUUGCCACCGGACUGGCUCCAUCGGGCGAGAUUGUCUUCUUUGAUGCCACUACCGCAACCCCGGGCGCUUCUGAUGUCAUUGGGAGAAUCCGCCUGGGUACUGACGAGGAGGCCGAGGAUGUGGAUAUUACGGGGCUAGAGGCCGAGGGGAAGUUUCGAGUCGCUUAUACCAACGGCGUCGAUGUGUUUACCUGUCAGAUCUCGUCGGACAAGAGGUCCAACGGCUCGCCAGAUGUGAGCUGCGUAUACACCACCCCAGUACCAGAAAAAGGCCCGAGAACCAGGCCUAAGUUCCGCGCGCUGCGCUUCAUCUCGCCGACGACGCUGCUGUUGCUUCAAAAUGCGCCAGACCGCCGCGGUUGCGAGCUCAUCCUGCUUGAUCUGCACCAAAUUGCAUCGAAAAAACCUUCCGCAUCGAUCGUUCGCCGCAAGAAGCUUCGCAAAGCGAUGAAGAUCGGGCUUGGUCUAGACGUUUGCUUGCUGAGUCCGAAUGCCGAUACGCAGCAGCAAAUAGCCAUCGCUGUUGCCGGAAGCGACCAGUCGAUCGAGGUAUUGACGUUCGAGUCGAAUCGUCUACAAGGCACCCACGGCAAAUUCCGUUCGUACACCAGCCUCCACGAGGUGCAUCCCUUUUCACUCACCAAGGUCUGCUUCUCGCCGUUCACCCCUCCUCCGCAGCCCGUCAGCCCGGAGACGCCUCCCCAGUACAUCAAGCUCGCUUCCCUCAGCUUGGGCAACACUGUCGUCGUGCACACUCUACCGUUGGCACCAUCGCCACCUUCCAGUCGCAGCCCGCGGUACGUUCUCGUGCCGCCGCAUGACUUGGAUGUCUGGACCAGUCUCUCCAGCAGUCUCGCCGCCAUCUUUUCCAUCCUGGCUGUCUGCUUCCUUCUCCAGGCUUUUACGGAAAUCCGUGGUGUCAUGCCCCCUUACCUGGGCGCCACUGAAUGGCUUCCUCCCAACAUUCGCGACUCGGUUGCCCGGCCGUACUACGCUCCGCCACCACACCCACUCCAGCAAUCAUCUCUCACCUCGUCAGCCAUUCCUACCAUCGUGACCGAUUCCCCAGUGUUAUCACUCCGUGACCUGGUUCGCGAUUACUCUCCUAUAGUCACCGACGGUGACAGUCAGAGUCAGACCGUUCGCGUCUCCUGGGAUGCCGAGCGCAACGAGCCUCUAGUUGCCUCGGUCUCAACAUCCGAACAGACUGACAACCUUCUUCGUUGGGAUGGUCUCAGCGAGGAAGCUCGAGCCCUCUGGACACAACGUCUGACUGAAUCCGGACAGUGGUCCUCCGACGAUGAUGACGCUGUGACACUUCUUCAGAGCGUUCUGUUUGAUCGAACGGAAAGCCCAAGCUCAAGCCCACGAUCUGAACUCUGAACGCCUCUUCUUUUUCACCCUGUAUUUCCCCCCAACUCGUCAUGUUGAACUAUGUUUUUCUUUUUAUCAUAAUUUCUUGCCCUUUCUACGUUGGACUUUUUGGCUGAAACAUUGAAGAAUCGAUGACUUACGGAUGUAUGCGUAUGCAUCGGUCGUAUCACUCACCUAUGGCCAGGAACAAAGAGGAGAAAUAGAUGCAUGAGUGUCAAAAUCACGAAUUAUCUACGAAUUGUACGUUAUACUUGAAA